Gasterosteus aculeatus aculeatus (three-spined stickleback) is the source of this 3147-nucleotide messenger RNA. RefSeq names its product G protein-coupled receptor 63 (gene gpr63). Gene Ontology annotation, biological process: G protein-coupled receptor signaling pathway. Gene Ontology annotation, molecular function: G protein-coupled receptor activity. The record is from RefSeq and is a predicted model, not a curated record. NCBI's taxonomy places the organism in Eukaryota, Metazoa, Chordata, Actinopteri, Perciformes, Gasterosteidae. Gene Ontology annotation, cellular component: membrane.
GGCUACACUUGGGUUUUAUUUUGAAAGUCCAGACGGGAAGUGGUGUCGCAUCACGCUCGCUCUCCUCGGGUCCAGAUCGCCGAAAGUGAGCGUAGUUUGUAACAGUGUGCGGGGGUCGUUUGGACCGCACGCCUGAAAGUACGCAGCCGGUAACCGCAGGAAUGGCCGCGCUCGUCUCACAUCUGGAUGAAGGAAAGCGGGCGCGAGGAAGAGGAGCUUCGUAUUAACCCACCAGUUAAAAAAAAAAAAAGGAAAGGAAACGUGGACAAUGGUAGCGGCGUCUCUCGCGCUGCUCUGGAUUUGACUUCAUCCACGACUCGCACCGCUCAUCAAAGGAACAGCCGCAGGGCCCACGCGCUGCGUCCCUGAGAGACAGACAGAGACACAGAGACGAAGAAGCGUCUUUCUGUCUCCGCUCCAACCAGGAGGAGCAGGAGGAGGAGGACAUUUUUGGGCGGCGAGACGCACCAUUUGGAGGAGGACUGAGCCGCCGCACUUACCGCCGCCGCGGAGCUCCAGCGUGGGGGAAUGAAGCAGGGCUCCUCCGCGGCGAAGGCGGCGCCACGCUGCGCCAGGCGGGAAACCUCCGCGCCCGCCGCGCCGUGCCUGACGUGAGCUCGCCGCUCACGAUGCCCGUCCGCCCCGGGGGAAGAAUGGUCCGCUCCACUCCCGCCCCGCAGGCGGGGGACGUCAACGUCAACGCCAGCCUCUGCUGCCCCGUCACGGGACUGCUGAACUUCUCCGCGCGGCCGCCGACGGAGAGCGCCGCCGCGGGCUCCCGGCCGCCCGCGGGCCCGCCGCCGGGCGUCGGCCUCCCCCUGCAGGUCUUCUUUUGCUCCGUCAUGGUCGCCGUCCUGCUCUUGGCUCUGCUGGGCAACAUGGUGGUGUGCCUGAUGGUGUACCAGAGGUCCGCCAUGCGCUCGGCCAUCAACAUCCUGCUGGCCAGCCUGGCGUUCGCCGACAUGAUGCUGGCCAUCCUGAACAUGCCCUUCGCCCUGGUCACCGUGGCGACCACCCAGUGGAUUUUCGGGGACGCUUUCUGCCGCGUCUCGGCCAUGCUCUUCUGGUUCUUCGUGAUGGAGGGCGUGGCCGUGCUGCUCAUAAUAAGCAUCGACCGCUUCCUCAUUAUUGUCCAGAAGCAGGACAAGCUGAGCCCCCAGAGAGCCAAAGUGCUCAUCGUGGUCACCUGGGGGCUCUCCUUCAUUUUCUCCUUCCCCCUGGCGGUUGGUUCCCCUCCCUUGCAGAUCCCCCCCAGGGCCCCGCAGUGCGUAUUUGGCUACAGCGUGGAGCCUGGUUACCACACCUACGUGUUGGUCAUGCUGCUGGCCUUCUUCUUCCUGCCCUUCAUGGUCAUGCUGUACACGUUCAUGGGGAUCCUGAACACCAUCCGCCACAACGCCAUCCGCAUCCACAGCCACCCGGACAGCAUCUGCCUGAGCCAGGCGAGCAAGCUGGGCCUGCUGAGCCUCCAGAGGCCCUUCCAGAUGAACGUGGACAUGAGCUUCAAGACGCGUGCCUUCACCACCAUCCUCAUCCUCUUCUCCGUGUUCACGGUGUGCUGGGCCCCGUUCACCGCCUACAGCCUGGUGGCCACCUUCAGCGACGGCUUCUACCGCAAAGACAGCUUUUUCCGAACCAGCACGUGGGUCCUGUGGCUGUGCUACCUCAAGUCGGCCCUCAACCCGCUCAUUUACUACUGGCGGAUCAAGAAGUUCCGCGACGCCUGCCUGGAUCUGAUGCCCAAGUACUUCAAGUUCCUUCCUCAGCUGCCGGGCAACACGAAGAGGCGCAUACAGCCGAGCGCCGUGUACGUGUGCGGAGAGCAUCGCUCGGUGGUCUGACGGGGGGGGGACAGACAAUGUUAGAAACAUGCUUUUACAUGACGUACCGUUGCCGUUCUAGAGCGAUUUAGUUGUUUGCUGGUACGCUUCUGCUGCCGUGUGUCCAGAACGAGAUCAGCACCGCGUGUAAUAAAAGAAAAAGGCCAGGUGCUGGUUGCUAUGGGUACCAGUGAGACAACAAACUACAAUCCAGGAAGUUGACUUUGUGUCAGAUAUAUUAUAUCAGAUCUAUAGAACCAAACCUUUGUUCACCGUGCAUCAAAUUGAUCUAUGAAAACACGUAAUAGUGCCCAUUGCGUUGUUAAUGCCUGACCUGGAGACCGUAAACGUGAUUUUCUACAAAAGCCUUUUUUUAUCAGAGAAAACCAGCCAAAUGUGUUAAAUGUUAAACACAAACAGCCAAACAAGAGAUGUUCCUCAAUAGAAUACAGGAUGAAUCCGAUAUUAACUCUAUAAUAAAGGACAUUAGAAGAGUCCUGCUGUGUGUGUGUGUGUGUGUGUGUGUGUGUGUGUGUGUGUGUGUGUGUGUGUGUGUGUGUGUGUGUGUGUGUGUGUGAGAAUGUUCUCAGCAGGACAUGUGCUCUCACAUUGGUCACAAGGCCUCUGAGUUUACCGUGUGGGGGGAUUUUUUUUUAUUUUAAUUUUUUUAUCACUGGAAACGUACAAUUUCCACGCGUGGCGCUGUGCUCACGUUCGAUUGCCAUUUGAUUGGAGUUGUUUUUUAAUUUGGCGGUGCAGACGCGGUACCACGCUUUUGUAAUUAAAAAUACCUAUUUUUCGAUUUGGGUGCUGAUGCGAAAUCUCAGCUCAUCUUGUACCGUUAGAAGUUGUCUCAGCUGCAGACCUCUGUCCACCCACUCAGCACAGAGUACAACCCCCCCCCCCCGAGGAGGAUGAUGGGAAGUCAUUCUAGAAAAUAACAGAAACCUUGAAGUAAACUAAAAGUCAAAGGAAGGAAAACCGUUCAUAACUCUGAAUGCACUGAAAGGCACAGAAAAUAAAACGGGUGAAUCUUGUUUAAUAAACCUGCUGCGAACCCCGAGGUGUUGCAGGGGGACGACUGCGCGUUUCAGCUGUGUAGAAUUAGUUCCACGAGGCAUGUAAAUGAAAAGCUUAAAGUGGCAUUUGAACAUGUGCGACACGACACAUCUGGCAAGCGUAUUUCUAUUUAAAUGUUUUGGAUGUGCCUAUUAAUUAAUGAGUCCAUUUGCCAGUCAGAAUGCUGCUAUAUCUGGUGAAAAUGUGCAAUUUAAGUGUACUGUACGUUGAAUGUAAUAAAGAAAUGGACAUUUCUUACCUUGGUAAA